Molecule: messenger RNA, 6559 nt
Organism: Labeo rohita (rohu)
Lineage: Eukaryota; Metazoa; Chordata; Actinopteri; Cypriniformes; Cyprinidae
Gene: cadm2a
Product: cell adhesion molecule 2a
Exons: 12
Coding region: 360-1688 (442 amino acids)
Source: RefSeq, a predicted model, not a curated record
GAAGCAGUCUGAGCGGAGAAUAAUUCCAGGCGCUCGCUAUUGGCUCCCCGUCCUCAUCUGUCAAUCUGCGGAGGCGGGACUCUGCCUGCUCGCGCUCCCAGGAGGCGAUAGAUGCGCGAGCUGUACUUUUCUACUGUGUUGGAGCGCUUCGCACUUCUCGAGCUCAGUCCGAGCGUCAAGUGAACGGCGUGCGGAAAGCGCAGUGGGACUUCAACCAAGGAGAAGUUAUCGAAGGAGCCUGUAGUAUUGAUUGCAGCAGCCUGCACCUGGAUAAGCCCCAUCAUCAGCGCGCGGAGAAGCGAAAGAGCGAAGAAAGUGUGUUGACGGCAAGCGGGCAGCUGUUAUAGAAGGAAGGCAAUAUGAUGGUGAAGCAGCAUAUGCUGUUUACCCUGUACAGCAUCUGCGGGAUCGUCCUUAAAGAUAUUCUCGCCGUUUCAGUGGCGGCAACGAAAAACAAAGUGAGAGGAGCCCAAGGCCAGUUCCCUAUUGUCCAGAACAUGACUGUGACAGAAGGAGGAAUAGCCAACUUGACCUGCCGUGUGGAACAUAAUGACAACACCUCCCUCCAGUGGUCAAACCCUGCACAACAGACGCUCUUCUUUGGGGACAAGAAAGCGCUGAGAGAUAACCGGAUUGAGCUGGUCCGAGCCACGUCGCAGGAGUUGACGAUCAGCAUCAGUGAGGUCACGCUGGCAGACGAGGGGAUGUACACCUGCUCCCUCUUUACCAUGCCUGUCAAAACAGCCAAGGCUUUCCUCACCGUCCUGGGUGUGCCUAAGAAACCAGAGAUCAAUGGACUCACCAAGCCUGUGUUGGAGGGAGAUCAGAUCACUCUGACCUGUGUGACCUCCGGCAGCAAACCUGCGGCUGAUGUCCGAUGGUUCAAGAAUGAGAAGGAGGUCAAAGGUGCCAAAGAAGUGAAUGCCAGUGGCAAGACCUUCACAGUGAAGAGCUCCCUGCAGCUCCAGGUGAACCGGCAUGACGACGGUGUGGCCUACACUUGUAGAGUUGACCAUGUGGCCCUAACUGCCACCCACGAAGAGACCACACAGGUCUUGGAGGUCCACUAUGCUCCCUAUGUAGAGAUCAAACACUCCAUACCAGCCCCACUGGAGGGGCAGUACCUCAAACUGGAAUGUGUACCUCACGGAAACCCCUCGCCAGACCCAGUACUCUGGACUAAAGAUGGAGGAGAGCUGCCAGACCUGGACCGGGUGAUUGUUGAAGGAAGAGAGCUCACCUUCAUGUCACUGAACAAAACAGACAACGGCACCUACCGCUGUGAAGCUACCAAUCACCUCGGCACCAGUCACGCUGAAUAUAAGCUGGUUGUUAAAGAUGCCCCCACCACAUCGUCACCAUCCACAACUUCCCCUGCACCCACCCUCCCAGACACUACAGGUCCCUUAGACUCCAAGCAUCUCAAUUCUGCUGUCACCGGUAACAGAGAUCCUAAUGCCCUGCCAGGCCCGCCAGACCACGCUCUCAUUGGUGGAAUAGUCGCUGUCGUCGUCUUUGCCACUUUGUGCUUAAUUAUUGUAUUGGGACGCUACCUGGCACGGCAUAAAGGCACGUAUUUGACAAACGAGGCCAAAGGAGCGGAUGACGCCCCGGACGCAGACACAGCCAUUAUCAAUGCUGACGGCAACCACGCACACGCAGAAGAAAAGAAAGAGUAUUUCAUUUAGACUGCAAGUGGCACUGCACUCCUCUCUCUCUCUCUCCUCUCGUUCCUUCCCUCCUUCCCUGCACCGUGUAGGAACUUCUUCAGACAGCAGCGGAAGCUUCUUCUCAUCCUUCUUUUCCAUUCAGUUUGUUUUCAUUUCAGUUCGGAUUUCUUUUGCUUAAUUUUUUUUCGAUAACAGCUCACCUGCUACUUUUUACGAGCAACUUAUUUGCUGAAGAUGUCACCUUUUGUAAUCAUUAAAUAGCUGUAAAACACCCCAAAGUAGUACAAAAAAAGUCGAAAUCUCCAAAUAUGUAAAAAGAAAAGAAAAUAGUCAGCAGCCAUUUUUCAGUAAGGACUCGCCCUUCAUUCUCUCACAGUGCCUAAAUAUACAGAUGUCCGCUGAGUUUCAGUCAAUGCCUUCAUGUUUGUCAGGCCUCUGAUUGGUUGCUUGCUUUUUAUCUUCAGCGUUAUGAUUUUUAAAAAAAAUGUUUUGUGCUGUUACUUUUUUUUUUUUUUUUUAAUAAUUUCUACUUUGAUUUUGGUUGUGAUUCAUGCUGAAUCCAUUAUUGUGAUGUUUCUCCCAAAAGAAAAAAAUGAUGUACAGUAGUAAAAAUAUACUCAGACUUGAAGUGAGGGAGGUUCCCUUUUUAUUCUACAGAUUUUUAGGUGUUAAUAAUGUUAUCGGUACGUAGAGACGCUCCAUUUUCCAAAUAACCAUUACAUGAUGUGAAACCGACAGCUCUCACACUAUGGCUAAAAUCAGUAUUUUGUACUUGAACUGUAGAUAUUGGUACGUAAAUGAAUAGCUCCACAGAAGGUCUCAGUGUGUUCCACCGAAAAUCACCUUGUAUUUUUAAAUUAGUUGAAACCGUUAGGUUUACCAACUCUGGUCACCAAAUAAACCAUAGUGAAUUAGCAACCAGGCAAAGAGAGAAAGAAAGAAAAAGCCCAGUUGUGUGUUUGUGUAGUACGAUGAUGCAUCUCCACUGCUUGCUUCUGCAGCAGUCUGUGUAUUCCUGAUCGGCCCCCGGUCUGCGAGCCUCCCCAUACGCAGCGUUGUCAUAACAACAGAUCCACGGUCGAGGUGGGAACCAUCUGAUAUGUCAUCCUUUCAGCUGUUUACACAACCGUUGUGCCGAACACUAGAAAUCUCACAACACAGAAAGUCAUAUUUAACACAAACAAGUAGUGUGCAACUAUUUCAAAGCUCUUAAACCCGGUCAGAUCUAUAUACAGUCCAUGAAAGAUCCCAAAAACGUUUUAUGCAAACCUAAACAUUUCACAAACGUUGUAAUAAUGUGCAAGUCUCACUCAUUUUACAGCACGAGUUUUAGGCCAAUCAAAAAAUAAGCACAAAUGCACAUCAACUCAGUCAUGAAUUGGUAAAAAGAACCAACUUUGAUUUUCACCACCCAAAACUGGACAUCAGUACGCUUUAUGGUCACUGAAGUCACAGGUUAUGUUAAUGUUUGGAAGUGUUUUUGAAAUUACGGUAUCUAUUUCUGUUCUUUUCUUGAUUUCUAUGAUGAAUAGACAACCUUGCUAAGGCUGUAUAAUAUAUCUGCUAAAUGUGGUAACUAGUGAAAAUUGUUGUUAGACCUUGGGAUCCCUAAUUCCAUCAAGUUUGUAUAUUAGCUGAUCUAAAUAUUGGUGGGGAAAAAAAUCGUUAAUUUUUUCAUCCUAUUUGUCAUUAAAAGAUUCUCGACAACUUUGCUUUAGCUCAAGGCGUGUAUAUACUGUACAAGUAUCACAUUUUGGUAAAGCAUUUUUGAAAGAUUGUUUUUGUUCGACUCACAAUGUAAAUUAUUUAAUUUCACUUAAUCGAAAACCACUCGAUGAGUUCGACGGCAUUUGUGACAGCAAUGGAAACGGCAACGCUAAAUAUUUGUCCACCUGAUCUCAGGACGAAAACGUUUUGUGGAUUUUCAUGAGACAUGAAAUAUGUACCAAUAAGUACAUAUCACUGCAGUUUCCAACAGAAAUGUCCACUGAGUGGCGCUAAAAGAUGAACGUACAUAUGUGGCAUGGGUUUGUACGUCACCGCAGUUCUGACUUGAAAUGUCCAUUGAGUGGCGCUAUAACUCUAAUGCUAACAUAUAGUAUAAUGAUAAUAUUAACAAAAGUGAAUGUGACGUAAAAACGCAAUCGCGAGCAUGCCGGUUUAGCUUUGUUUUUCGAUCUGUCAUCUUUCAGAUCUUUCAUCGUAAGUCAUGUUUUUCACAGGAUUCGUACCCAAAGAUUCCACAUUCUGAGUCCAAUACCUUACCGGCUGAGCUACCGAGCAAGCUUGUUAUGCGUGGAAAGCGAAACAUACGGUGCUGUAAUCAUAACUGUAUGAAAACGGUUACAAGCAGAAACUGCAGUUAUAUACUUAUUGGUACGGAUUUCGCGUCUCGCGAAAUUGUUCCCACAGGUACAUUUUUGUCAUGAGAUCAGAUGGGUACUUGUUGAAUGGGAGACUUUAAAACACUUUUACCUGAUGUUCGUUUGUAAAUGAUGACGAAUAGUGUUCAUACUUGCUUUCGCAGUCUGUUCUCACAUAUGAAAUAUCACUGAAGCUUAUCAAACCAAUAGAUGGUCAAGCUUUAAUUUUUCAUAGUAAUAUCUCAAUACGUCUUUUCAUUUUAGUCAUAAUGCACCACUAUAACACAUAUCACUUCCAUAUACAAGUAUGUUACUCAAAUGUUAUUGUCUCGUCACAUGUAUCCCUAAUAUGUGUGAAUAUAUUAAUGGCUAGGAAUAAAGGAGUCACUGGGCUGUGUGUUAUCAAUCAGAUUACAUACUUCUUAAGGCCAAACCGUUUAUCAGUGCACAAAAAAAUCAUCAGUUUAAGCCUUAUGAAACAACCGCUGACAUGCUAUUCAAGCCACGAUUACCUUUAAUUUAUUUCUUUAUUCUGCUACUUUCGCUUUCUCAAAGCCGUCUGCCUGGCAUAAUAACUGCUAACUAUGUUUGGUACUUGUCUGUCUGAUUGUGACGCUGACCUAAUGCUGCCUUUGUGGUCAGUAAAUCACAUGCUAUUAUAAAGAAAAUACAUCCACUUGCUCAGAUUUUGACCCGUUACAGGACAUACUCGUUUCUAAGAAAAAAUAAAUCAGCUUCUUUUAUCACCAUAAUUGCCUUUGUGUUUGUAGUGGGAGCUUCAUGCUGUUUGGUUUCAGCUGUUAUGGGUUCUUGUUUCAUUGAAGACUGGUUACCCAAUGCCUGCUUGUUUCUUUUCCUUCAAACUCUUCUUUACACAUUGCAUGUUAUUAUUGUCACCUCAUAUUUGCUUUUUAAUGCACCAGAACACAUUUCAAGUUUGAAGUUUUUUGCUCAGCUAGUGAUUGAUGGCCUAAACAUUAACAUUUAAAGUUUUGGAUAAAACCUGGGAUUUAUUCAGCGAAUCAGUAUUGUAAUUUGCCAUUUAAAUCCCCAGUAUAUAUACUAUAGCUGGUAUGGAAAGAUUGUGAUUAUGAAAAUACAAACCAUACAAUUUUAAUAACGGCAAGGUAUAUUGAAAUCAAUUAUGGUGUACUGAUUUGAAUAGUACUGUAUCAAUGUGUUCUGAAUUAGUCACUUAUGAGAUUACAUAAAAGUUAUGAUGCUCUCUAUGUAGGCAGCUCACUAGGUUUUGGAAGAGAGAUCAAAUUUUGUCAGCCAGAAACAUUUUUGAGAGUCUGCAAGUGACAGUUCAUGUACAACUGCUAUAGCACUAUGUUGUGGAUGCAGACUGAACUUUAUGAUCUGGGGGAAAAAGUUUUCAUAUGUUCGAAUUUGUUUUUCUUCCUGACAGAUGUUAAAAAUAUAGACUGUACCAGUACUAGCAAAGUAAUGAAAGUUUCCCUAAGAACCAUCUAAAAUGCACCAUUUAUGAUUACCUUAAAAUUUGAAAAUCGUAUAAUGCUUUUGCUUUCAUCUGCUUUCUUUUCAUUUACUGAAAGGCUUAGGGUUUGGUAUAUUUCAUGCAAUGAAAUAAAAGCAUUUGUUUAUAAAAACAUCUUUUUUAACAAACCGCCCUGUUUUUAAAACAGAACUGUAACUGUUAAUCAAAAAUGUUAAUUUAUGUCACCCUGUUACAUUCUUUGCAUCUCAGGUAUGAAGCGUUUUUCUUUCUAUUUUAACACAUACAGGGACCUCAUACCAGUUUAUUUUGAUUUUAUUAAUCAUGCUGCAUUUACCAUCAUUAUAUUCACACUAAUAUCUUAGUGUUUAUUUAAUGCUCUUUUUUCCAUGCCAGUGUGUGUAUAUAUGCUUGUUUAUUCAUAUCACACAAGCUGUAUAUUGUUUAAACAUAUCCGCAUAAUAAAGCAAGGCUGCCCAGUUGCUGUAACGAUCCGUUGUGAAAUUUAGACCAGAAAAAAGAUGCACUCUAAUUUAGCUUGUAAAUGUGUUACAUGAAGCGGGCAGUUGUCAUAAUAAGGACACGCUACAAGUAGGUCAAGAUCAAAUAGUUUGAAGGAAACGCUGUUCUCACAGUUUUUCGCAUGACCUUGCUAGAAUUAGCUGCACCGACGACACCACAAUGCACACAGAUCCAGAAACGUCUGUAGUUCAGAUGUAAAAGAUAAACAGACAAGCGCUACUUAAAUUUCACCAUGUUCCUCUCACGUUGCAAAACUAUUCUGUGUGCCAGUGAAGCAGAUGUAGUGGGUAGCAUACUGUGCACUGGUAGAUGGAGUACCUGGUUUUUAAGCAAACGGCCUCCCUAGCUCUUGAAAUGAUAGUGGCUUCAGAACACGAAGGGUUUGUGCUUCUUGUAGCAAGCUGAAAUGAAAACGCCUCAUUUUGUUUCUUUUCUUUUUGUUUUAUUUUUUAAAUGUGUUCCUUGGUGUAUUCAUUUGGUUCGAAAUUCGAUUUUAAGCCUAAUUCACAUGUAUGGAAUGAAAUUGUUAAAUAAAUAAAUGCCAA